AUAAUGGCUCGCAUCGAUAUCAAAAUUCAAAUGAAGAAUAGAGAGAGAGAGAGAGAGAGAGAGAGAGAGAGAGAGAGAAGAGAGAGAGAGAGAGAGAGAGAGAGAGAGAGAGAGAGAGAGAAGAGAGAGAGAGAGAGAGAAAGAGAGAGAGAAGAGAAGAAGAAGAGAGAGAGGAGAGAGGAGAGGAGAGAGAGAGAGAGAGAGAGAGAGAGAGAGAGAGAGAGAGAGAAAGAGAGAGAGAGAGAGAGAAAGAGAGAGAGAGAGAAGAGAAAGAGAGAGAGAGAGAGAAGAAGAGAGAGAGGGAGAGAGGAGAGAGAGAGAGAGAAGAGAGAGAGAGAAGAGAAAGAGAGAGAGAGAGAGAGAGAGAGGGAGAGAGAGAGAGAAGAGAGAGAGAGAGAGAGAGAGAGAGGAGAGAGAGAAGAGAGAGAGGAAGAGAGAGAGAGAGAGAGACAUAGAGACAUUGAGAGAGAUAUAGAGAGAGAUAGGGAGUAACAAAGUCCAUGGGUCCUUUACCCGGGGGUGGGAUCAUUUAUUUUGGCAGACCCC
Closterium sp. NIES-67 is the source of this 546-nucleotide messenger RNA. Lineage: Eukaryota; Viridiplantae; Streptophyta; Zygnematophyceae; Desmidiales; Closteriaceae. The record is from the annotation of a GenBank genome assembly.